This is a messenger RNA of Rhagoletis pomonella (apple maggot), 2292 nucleotides long. RefSeq names its product putative gustatory receptor 93c. The transcript is spliced from 2 exons. Gene Ontology annotation, biological process: sensory perception of taste. The record is from RefSeq and is a predicted model, not a curated record. NCBI's taxonomy places the organism in Eukaryota, Metazoa, Arthropoda, Insecta, Diptera, Tephritidae. The coding region runs from base 168 to 1403 and encodes 411 amino acids. Gene Ontology annotation, cellular component: membrane.
UAGAAUUAAUUGAUUAAACCAAUUACUUAAUUUGUGUCCAGAAACAACAAUGCCUAUCAAUUAAUACCAACCAGACACUAAUCCUUCUAAAUUAAAUGUCGAAUUCUUUUCACUAGUCUUAUUCAUAUCUCUCCUUAAGCUACACCAAAGCCUUUAUAGGACGCAAAAUGCCGACAAAAUGGAAGGCCAAAAUGGUAGAAAUAUUUCUUUUCCUAUUCUAUUACACCGCUGUAAUAUUCGGCGUCUGUGCAUUUACGUAUCGAAAGCGGUCAAUACAGGAGAAUAAGCAACGUUUAUUCAACAAAAUAUCCAACGAUAGUACUCGUACUUUUACGGCAGUUGAGCAAAAAUGGCUUACUUGGUGCUGUGCCAUUUUACGCAUAACAUCAGCAGUUGGUAGUUUUUAUGGCGGAAUUGUGAUGUGGGCCACGACCGAUCCAUUUUACAACGCCAUCAUGUUAUUGGAGUCUGGCAUCACAGCUACGGGAUCCAUAGCUCUGGGCAUUGAAAUGCCGUUUUCGAGUGCACGCUUUGUUAAUAUAGCGAAUUAUUGUAUGCGCUUAUUUCAGCGAACGCGCCAGCUGUUGCCACAUAAAAGUAUAAUGGGUCAACAACAGUUCCUAUUCCUUUUGAUCCUUACAAUUUUUCUAUGCAAUGAUUUAUCUGGCUUAUCUGUGCUACUCGAAUAUAGCGAUUGGCGGGAAUGUGCUUUGGCAUUUGCAAAAUUGUAUAUGUUAACGGGACUGAUGCUUAGCUUGUACAUAGGCAGUAUCGGAUAUAUGAGCAUUGGCGCGCUAUAUACAUUCAUGAACAGUUAUAUGCGCGAAGAAUUUCAGCCAAGAGCGAGACGUUUGGACUGUGCUUUGAAGCGAAAUUAUAAUUACCGCACGUGUCGUUAUAUGCGAAAACUCAACCGCAUGACUGGAGAGCUAAACGUGUGUUUAACCCUUUACAAUGAUAUCUAUCGUGCUGCUAAAAUGUUUCAUUCCGACUUUCGCCUAAAUAUAUUAUUUUCACUUACAACGGCCUUCGUGUUCAUUGUUAUAAUAAUCUACAAUGUACUAUACAGAUAUAUAAUAGAGCACGAGUUCGAGUGGGGUGCGGUAAUCUUUUGCACGCAGAUUUUUCUCAUGGUGCUGAUAGUAAUCUUAUCAGCAUAUUCAGCAGUACAGGGCAAUAUUUCAGCAAGCAAAUUGAGUUUGGACAGUUUGUAUAUGGGCGGAAAUAUGGAAUGGAAUCAAAGUGUGGAAAUGUUCAUCAGUCGUUCGAAUUUAUACGAAUUUAAGCCCAAUAUGUUUGGGCUAUUCGAUAUAUCCACCGACAUUUUACUUAUGUUCAUUUCUGGCUCAAUAACAUAUCUAACCUACAUCAUGCAAAACACAAUCAAAUUAAAUCAACAGUAAAUUCUAGCGCGAAAAAUCAGCAAAACGAUCGUACUUACCUACAUAAGUAUGUAUGUUGUAUGUUGUAUAAACAUAGCCAUUUAUAAUGCAGGUUGCGGUUGCAUGCAAUAUAAAAUUAAAUAAAAAAGGGUCCACGACAUACAGGAAUAUAGCUAAAAAGAGGCAGCCGCACACAUGUCCACUACUCGUAAUAUCGAUGUGAUUUCAACCCUAUUGUCGAGCGGCAUUAUCAACUGACUAUGUGGUAAGUUGGCAAGGUGGUCAACUACAUACAUACAUACUUACAAUUGGAGCCACCUGCCUUUCGGUAAGAUAUGCGUUGUGACUUACUUGCAUGCCAUGCACGGAAUGCGCUAAACAUGUAUUCAUAUGGAACUACUUACAUGUAAACAUAUAUACAUAUGUAUGUACAUACGAGUACCUACAUCCACUUUUAUACUUGCGUGCAUAUUUUUUCCCAUAAGUAAACAGGGUUGGCGGUACUAUUUCACUUAUGCAUGUACCACAAACACUCAUUGAUCGUUUUAGCAAUCUUACACGCAGAAAUGGUGCGCCAUGGAGUAGCUGACUUGCUGUACGCGACCGUGUCGUGCCCAAAAUUGCGGUUAAUCGGGACCGUUGCCUCCAUCCCAGCUACAUAGUAUGUUUGUACAUACUCGUACACUGUGCACUCAAUCUACGUUCGAACCGUAACGCCGACUUUUCUUGACCGGCUGCAGACUGUCUGUGAAAAUCCGAUGGGAAACCUUUGUGGCACGUUGCACAAUUUUAUGCAGCAUAUUACAGUUGUCAUGCUACUUACCACAAAUUGUACGUUUAGCUCCGUGGUUGGUGAUCGCCGUUAUUGCUUUCAAAAAAUAAAAAUAAAUGCCUUAAAAGUUAAUUUAAA